GCCGCUCCAGUCAGCCUGGACUAUCCUAUCAACCGCCUGAUGCAUCUCUAGACAUCCACUGCAUCUGCCUGUCCGCCUGUCUCUUUGCCAUUGUAGCCCCUCAUGGGUCAGAACAACGGCAAGCCCGUCGUCUUCACCGACCAAGUGAACCUCAACCACUUCCGCCUGCUGCGCGUUGUGGGCAAAGGCGCAUUCGGUAAGGUGCGCAUCGUUGAGCGCAAAGAUACGGGGCUCACAUUUGCGCUCAAGUACAUACGCAAAGAUGAAGUCGUACGGUCGGAAAGCGUCCGCAACAUCAUCCGAGAGCGCCGUAUGCUUGAGCAUCUCAAUCACCCAUUCCUUUGCAAUCUACGCUAUAGCUUCCAGGACAUUGAAUACCUAUACAUUGUCGUGGACCUAAUGAACGGUGGCGAUCUGCGAUUCCACAUUUCGCGAAAGACGUUUACAGAAGAAGCUGUGCGCUUCUGGAUAGCAGAGCUUGGUUGCGCUGUGCGCUACAUACACCAGCAGGGCAUUGUGCACAGAGAUAUCAAGCCAGACAAUGUGCUAUUAGACUCUGAGGGACAUGUCCAUCUCGCAGAUUUCAACGUUGCCUCUGAUUUUGUACCACACAAGCCGCUGACGAGCAAAUCGGGCACACUCGCCUAUCUCGCCCCCGAAGUAUAUGAAGGCAAAGGCUACUCAUGCGAAGUCGACUGGUGGUCACUGGGUGUGCUCUUCUACGAGUGCAUAUACAACAAGCGACCAUUUGAAGCCAGCAGCCACGACUCUCUCGCCGCCAAAAUCUCAAAGGGAGAACCCACCUAUCCCGUCACGAGCCCGCCCGUCUCUAUGCCGUGCUUGCAUGCCAUCAGCUCCCUGUUGGAAAAGGACCGAAGCAGACGCAUUGGCGCCAUUGGAUUUGAUUCGUUCACUGAUAAUCCUUUCUUUCGGCCCAUAGAUUUUUAUGCACUCGAACACAAGGAGAUUGAGCCAAUCUUCAUACCUUCGAGUGAUAAGACCAACUUUGAUGCGACGUACGAUCUUGAGGAGUUGCUGCUUGAAGAAGCGCCGCUUGAGGCCCGUGCCCGCCGGCAGAAGCCAAGAGAAGCUCUCAAGGAAGAUGCUACCGAGCAGGAGAUACGCGCCGACGAGCUACACAGGAUGAUUGAGACGCUGUUUGAGCCUUUCAACUACACCACAGCUGGCGAUCAACGGACUCCUGCCGCUGUAGCAGUCGCUGACCCCCAAGACUCUGGCGCUGGCUCACGAACCAGCAACCACAGCCAGCCCGACCACAACCCCACCUCUGCUCCAUCUCAUGGUGACUCUUCUGGACGUCACUAUGCCAACUCCAAGUCUCAAGAUACCGACCUCCACCCCACCCGUUCCACUACCACCGCACGAUCGACACAAUCACCAAACGGCAGUCCACCUCUGCCGACGAGCGUACUGCAGCACACUGCCAACAACAGCUCACCCACGUCGCAACGUGGUGAGCAUGUUGAUUACUUCCCUCACGACGGCUCCGAAGUCCCAACCCCCUCGUUCUCCCGCCCUAUGAACAGCCGCCAGCGAGGCUCCCAACGCAGCACAAGCAUGGGCGGAGGUGUACAGGUAGUUCUCAAUGAGACUGGUUCAUGGACCGAGAUGGCUAACCAGAGCUCCGCGCUUGUACAGAACGCCCAAACUGAGAAACCAUCCGGCAUGCUCGGAUUCCUCAGUCGCAAGAAAGGCCGGGACAGGAGUCCCAAGGCCAAAGAGAGGGGUGUUCUGGGUAAAGAAGGUGCGCGAGUCAUCAUCAGCAAUACCUGAACAACCUCACUCUUUGUUUGUUUUGCACGCAUCACACUACCGGCUCUCUCAAUCUCUUUCCCCAACCGUUGGACGAGUCUCCUUGCGUCAUUCUCAUCAUCUCUUUCGAUUCACGUCAAUGUUUUAUUUGGCGGGCGCAGCAUGCUGGCGUCUUCCCUGGGGCAUGCCCUUUUUGGCAUGCUCAUUCUCUCUCAUCAAACGACCUUUUGCGACGCCCUAGGCCCUUUUAUAUACGCGGCCCCUCCUCCUCUCUUAACUUUUUUAUUGCAUCGGCAUUUUGCAUAUUUCCCACCCGACCCAUCCACCUUUUUUCCCGGAGACUGGAGAGGAAUAAAAGGUGUGCGAUAUCUGGGCGUUGUAGGCUUAUA
Bipolaris sorokiniana ND90Pr is the source of this 2162-nucleotide messenger RNA. RefSeq lists its product as uncharacterized. The transcript has 5 exons. Gene Ontology annotation, biological process: intracellular signal transduction; peptidyl-serine phosphorylation. The coding region runs from base 103 to 1794 and encodes 563 amino acids. Gene Ontology annotation, molecular function: ATP binding; protein serine/threonine kinase activity. The record is from RefSeq and is a predicted model, not a curated record. NCBI's taxonomy places the organism in Eukaryota, Fungi, Ascomycota, Dothideomycetes, Pleosporales, Pleosporaceae.